Dromiciops gliroides (monito del monte) is the source of this 2662-nucleotide messenger RNA. It is a transcript of the gene CACNG3, whose product is annotated as calcium voltage-gated channel auxiliary subunit gamma 3. Gene Ontology annotation, molecular function: channel regulator activity; voltage-gated calcium channel activity. The transcript has 4 exons. Bases 1113 to 2060 code for a protein of 315 amino acids. The record is from RefSeq and is a predicted model, not a curated record. NCBI's taxonomy places the organism in Eukaryota, Metazoa, Chordata, Mammalia, Microbiotheria, Microbiotheriidae. Gene Ontology annotation, cellular component: postsynaptic density membrane; AMPA glutamate receptor complex. Gene Ontology annotation, biological process: neurotransmitter receptor internalization; postsynaptic neurotransmitter receptor diffusion trapping; calcium ion transport.
GGGUUCUGGUGGAGCCCGCAGCAAGAUAUAAACUUGACUGGUAAGUCAGGGGGUAGGGAGCCUUCUACUGCCCUUUUGGCCCCAGAAACUUUGGUGUCUUGGUGGGAUUGAGGCUGCUGGCAUCUGAGGACGGCAGCCAGAGCAAUCUGCACUAUUCCAGCCAUCAUCGACACAAUAUUACCACAUACACACACGCACACAGUCAUUUAGUCACCCCCAACCUAUCCCACUAAUGCCCUGUAACUUCAGCCCAGUGGCUGGAUGGCUGAGUCUUGGGAGCUGUACAUUCAGGACCACAGACAGAUCCUUUUGCCUUCUUCUAGCCCCUAUUGGUCCCGCUGGCUAUGUCCCCUGGACAGCGUCUCCUCCCCAACUGGGCGGGGGCUUCAGGGACAUGCAGAUAGCUUUUCCUGAGGCUGGGAAAGGCGAGGGCACUCCUCUCAAGGGCUGGUCCCCACAGCUGAAAUAACAGCUAUUUUUUACCAUCCACCCUCACCACCCACCCACCCACCUCCCCACGCUUUCGCUUUCCCUCUCCCUCCCUCUCUCUCUCUCUCUCUCUCUCUCUCUCUCUCUCUCUCUCUCUCUCUCUCUCUCUCUCACACACACACACACACACACACACACACACACAGAGGCGCGCACACGCACGCACACAGUCCGGUUGCCACCUCUCUGAUUCUCUUUCGCCUGGAUCCUCCCCAGACAGCCAAGCAUCCCGGAACCCUCCACUCCCGCCAUAGGGGCCAUGCCCCACACAGAAUCAAGCCCCGAGGCCCGAGAGGAAUGAGAGGAGUCCCAGGGACUCUGGGGAGGACCAGGAGAUGCUGGCAAGCCCGGUGGAGCCCGCCCCCCUCGGAGGGGAAUAGACAAGGCGGCGGGCUGGAGAGAGACCAUUCCCGGACAAGCAGCACCAGUCCUAGCCUUGCCAAAGCCCCAGGCAAGGGAAGAAGCUGCUUGUUUGAAGAGCUUGCCCUGGGAUCUCCAAGGGUAACAGCCUGCUCCAGCUGUCUAGCUGUGGGGUAAUUCAGCUCCCUCCCAUCCCCGCCCUGGACCCCCGCCCUCCACUUCUUCCCCCCACCCCCCAAUCUACCAGCGUACCAUGAAGAAUUAUGAGGAUGUGUGACAGAGGUAUCCAGAUGUUGAUCACCACAGUGGGAGCUUUCGCUGCGUUUAGUUUAAUGACCAUUGCGGUGGGCACAGACUACUGGCUGUAUUCCCGAGGCGUAUGUAGGACUAAGUCUACAAGUGAUAACGAAACCAGUCGGAAGAACGAGGAAGUCAUGACCCAUUCAGGGCUUUGGAGGACCUGCUGCCUGGAAGGUGCUUUCCGAGGGGUAUGUAAGAAAAUUGACCAUUUCCCUGAAGAUGCAGACUAUGAACAAGAUACAGCCGAGUAUCUGCUGAGAGCUGUCAGAGCAUCCAGCGUCUUUCCUAUCCUCAGUGUGGGACUGCUGUUCUUCGGGGGUCUCUGUGUGGCCGCCAGCGAGUUCUACAAAAGCAGGCACAAUGUCAUUCUCAGUGCGGGGAUAUUUUUUGUAUCUGCAGGGUUAAGUAACAUCAUCGGGAUUAUAGUUUAUAUCUCAGCAAAUGCUGGAGACCCUGGCCAAAGUGACUCCAAAAAAAGUUACUCCUACGGCUGGUCCUUUUAUUUCGGAGCCUUAUCUUUCAUCAUCGCAGAAAUUGUGGGUGUCAUCGCCGUGCACAUAUACAUUGAGAAGCACAGGCAGAUCCGUGCCAAGUCACAUUCCGAGCUGCUGAAGAAAUCCACCUUCGCCCGCCUCCCACCCUACAGGUACAGGUUCCGGAGGCGAUCCAGCUCCCGGUCCACAGAACCCUGCUCCCGAGACCUGUCCCCUAUCAGCAAAGGCUUCCACACCAUCCCUUCCACUGACAUCUCUAUGUUCACCCUCUCCCGGGAUCCCUCCAAGGUCACAAUGGGGACCCUCCUCAACUCCGAUCGAGAUCAUACGUUUUUACAGCUCCACAACUCCAUUCCCAAAGAGUUCAAGGAGUCACUGCACAAUAACCCUGCCAACAGGCGCACCACACCUGUCUGAGUGGACCUUGGCCCUCUGCCCUCUGCCCAGUCUUUCCCAUGCCCAGUGCAGCCUUUGGGGGAAGUGUACAGAGGUGUCUGUCAGAUUGCAUGGCAUAGUCCCCGUGAUGGUAUUACCAGUGAAACCCUUGUUUAUAAAGAAUAAAACCAAAUGGGCCUCAGCCCUACCCCACCCCCCCACCAGUCUUUAUUCCUCGGCCCUCCUUUCUGAGACAGUUUCCCUUUCUGAGGUCCCAGCCUGGAAGCCAGCCCUACAUGACCAAUCACUUUCUGGGUCUCUCAGUGCCAGAUGUUCCCUCCUCUUCCUUCAUUGGCUAGAAAGAUCUUGGCCUUCUUUUCCUCUUCAUCAGAAAGGACCCGGAGGAGUCCCAAAUGGAUUGGGUGAGGGCUCCAUCAAUCAUGUGAAUAGGUGUAUAUCCCUAUCAUCCAUCCACACUGAGCCUCUGCAGAUCCAGUGACUUGGGAAUCCCACCCCAGGGGGAAUCAUUAACCUGAUAGUUACAUGUUACAAGAAAUUGCCUAGAAAUCAAGAACGUUCAAGCACUGACACGGCUAAUGUCAUGAGCGCUUGUGUUAUUAAAAAUGUUGCCUUGUUGUAACCAA